Messenger RNA from Clupea harengus (Atlantic herring), 719 nucleotides. Its product is annotated as GTPase IMAP family member 7-like. Gene Ontology annotation, molecular function: GTP binding. The annotation marks the transcript as partial. The transcript has a single exon. NCBI's taxonomy places the organism in Eukaryota, Metazoa, Chordata, Actinopteri, Clupeiformes, Clupeidae. The record is from RefSeq and is a predicted model, not a curated record.
AUAGGUGAACCCCUGAGGAUUGUGCUGAUUGGAAAGACUGGAGUGGGGAAGAGUGCUGUGGGGAACACCAUUCUGGGGAGAAAAGUGUUUACCUCACAGCCUUCUGCUAAUUCUGUCACACAAACUUGUACUAGAAGGAGUAUAGAUAUUCCCAGAGAGAUUGAGGUGAUUGAUACACCUGGUAUUUUAGACACUGAAAGAAAUCCAGAUGAUGUUAAAGAUGAGAUAGUGAAGUGCAUUAAAUAUUCAUGUCCAGGGCCCCACGUAUUCCUGCUGGUGAUUCAGGUGGGCCGCUUCACUAAGGAGGAGCAGAAUGCAGUCAGGGCCUUACAGGAGAUCUUUGGGGAAAAGGCUGCAGACUACAUGAUGGUGCUGUUCACUCGUGGUGAUGAACUUGAGAGUCAGACUAUCAGUGACUAUGUGGUCCAUAGUCACGCCAAACUAAAGGAAGUGAUGGGGAGCUGUGGUGGACGAUACCAUGUAUUUAACAACCACAGCACUGACCGCACUCAGGUUGUUGAGCUGGUGAAGAGAAUAGAUAACAUGGUGAAAGCGAAUGGGGGAGGUCACUUCACUGAGGAGAUGUACGAAGAGACACAGAGGGUCCUGACAGAAAGAAACGUCUCCUGGAACUCUGAGUUAGAACCGUAUCUUACAUUCAUACCGCUCCUGUUUAACAGGGUGAAAACCUUUUUAAAGGUUCUUAAUCAAGGAUGAAG